AUGGCUGCACAAGAAGGACGAGCUCCGUACCCGCCAUUCACGCUGGAGACGGCUCAGAUCAAAGUUAAGGCCGCUCAAGAUGCCUGGAACACCAGGUUCGCACAUCCUAUCCCUUUCACUUCUCUCAAUCGCAACUACUUACCAAAAACCUGCAGGAACCCAGAUGGUGUCAAAAUGGCAUACACGCCCGACUCAAUCUGGCGCAACCGCGGCACAUUUCUACAAGGUCGCGACGAGAUUCAAAAGUUCUUGACCGAUAAAUGGAGCAAGGAAGAUGGCUACCGACUUCGCAAGGAGCUCUUCGCUUUUACAGACAACAAGAUCGCCGUGCAGUUCUGGUACGAGUGGCAUGAUGAGGCAGGCCAGUGGUGGCGCACGUAUGGGCUUGAGGACUGGACUUUUGCCGAGAAUGGGUUGAUGAGGAAGCGCCAGAUGAGUGGGAAUGACGUGAAGAUUAGCGAUGCGGAUAGAUGGUUCAAGGAUGGCGUUGAUGUGAAUACCGUCGACAUUUCCGAGAAGCACUGGUGA
Trichoderma aggressivum f. europaeum is the source of this 528-nucleotide messenger RNA. RefSeq lists its product as uncharacterized. The transcript has a single exon. The record is from RefSeq and is a predicted model, not a curated record. The coding region runs from base 1 to 528 and encodes 175 amino acids. Lineage: Eukaryota; Fungi; Ascomycota; Sordariomycetes; Hypocreales; Hypocreaceae.